Metarhizium brunneum ARSEF 3297 is the source of this 1143-nucleotide messenger RNA. RefSeq lists its product as uncharacterized. The record is from RefSeq and is a predicted model, not a curated record. Gene Ontology annotation, biological process: protein N-linked glycosylation. Lineage: Eukaryota; Fungi; Ascomycota; Sordariomycetes; Hypocreales; Clavicipitaceae. Gene Ontology annotation, cellular component: Golgi membrane. Gene Ontology annotation, molecular function: glycosyltransferase activity.
AUGGGCCCCCCCGAGACGGAAGCGCCAUCAUACGCUCGGUGUUUUGGCCCAAUGUCUCGAUACCAGAAGAUGAAGCUGGGCCGCGUGAUGGCCGUCGCCGUCGCCAUAUAUCUCCUGGGCCUGGUGUACUUUAUGCGAGAUCACCUGCCCGCGCUGCCGUCGCCGCCGCCAUCACCACCCAAGUCCUCCAAUGUGCCGUCUUCUCACAAGGUGGCCAAGGUUUCCAUGCUGUACGGGCCCAAGAAUAGCCUGUAUGAGAGGGCCAUACAAAGCCACGAGCGGCACGCGGCGCGCUGGGGGUAUCCGAUGCUCGUUCUGCGGCAGGACAUUGCCGCCGGCUUCUGGAAUAAGCCCACCUACCUGCUCACCGCCGUCGUCAACGAACUGUCCAAACCCGCCGACGAGAGGAUAGAAUGGAUGAUGUGGGUGGACGCCGACUCCAUCAUCAUCAACCCAGCCAUCCCGGCGGACAUGUUCCUCCCGCCGGCGGACAUGCCCGACAUCCACGUCGUAGCGUCCCGCGACCACAACGGCCUCAACACGGGCAUCAUCUUCCUGCGCGUGCACCCCUGGACCGUCACCAUGCUCGCCGAGACCAUCGGCUACCCGCUGCACCACCCGGGCGUCGACCUCGGCCGCAACGCCGACCAGGACGUCAUGGCCGGCAUCUUCAACAAGUCGGACGGCGGGCCGGACGGGGCCGGCUACGCCCGCGCCGUCGUCUACAUGCCGCGGCCGCUGACCAACGCGUACGAGUUCUCCACCGGCUUCGAGGGCGACAAGGGCAGCCUGCUGGUGCACUUCCCGGGGCUGGACGACCUGCGCUGGCCGCGCAUGGAGCGCUGGCUCGACACGGUCGAGAAGACGCCGCUGGAGUGGGAGGUGCCCCUGGAGCGGACGGGGUACGUGAACCAGACGGACGUGUUCUGGGGCCAGGUCCGCGCCGCGCGGAGGGCCAUUGCCAGCACGGAGAAGGGCCUGGCGUCGUUGGAGGGCGAGGCGGGGCUUGUCGACGAUUUGAAGCGCGCGCUGGGCUUGUUGAGGGCGGUGCUGCGGGAUGAGGCGGAUGACUUGGAGUUGAUGCGGCGGCGGUUGGAUGAGAUGCAUGGCUUGCACAGGGCUGUUGGGUGGGAAACGGACUAG